CAAACAGCAGCGAUGGCGGCAGUGACAGAGGCUGCGGGUGACUGGGGAUGGCCGCGGUUGUGAGGCGCCUCCUGCGCCUAACGAAAAGGUUGAGGGCGUGGCUCCGCAAAAGUCGAGCCGGACAGACAGGAGGCCCAGGGUUGGUCGCUCAGUCGCACGAGGGCCUCGAAAGGGCGCCGCAGCCGGACAUCCACUCGCAGGCCAGCGGCAGGAAAAUUUCCCCUGUACAGAAUCGCCGCGAAUUGAGCUGUGUCUUGGCCUGUACACCUGGGGCGGAGGCAGCGACGCUUCUUCUUGUUUCCCUGGCUGAGAGACCCGGGCCAUACCCUUCAGCUUGCGCUGCUAGAAGCCUUGACCCGUGAGGGGGUUGGAUUGAGCGUUGAAAUUGUACGUAAGAAAUAGAGGCAAGAGCUGAAGACUGAGGGCCGCACUGCAGAAGUAUCCUACUUGGUUCACUAAGGCGACAUUUCUCGGCGCCAAUUAAAAAGAGCCCCUUUCAUCGCCAUCCUGGUCUGGGGAUAAGAAACCCUUUCGUGCUCUAGGAACCGAGGAGCUCUACAGGAGGAAGAAGAGGCAUCUUCCAGUCCCCUGGGUCAAGGAGAGUAGUGAGGAGCUCUUGUGAGGCAACUGUGGGCUUGGCCAUGCAGAGGGGGCUUGCCUCGUCCCCGGAAUGAGACCCCUAGCCCUUUCCUCAGCCUUUCCCUUGCAGAUUUCCAUAUGCAAUGGAUACUGAUCUCAGUUCUCAGGACAGGAAGGAUCUGGACAAGUUCAUCAAAUUUUUUGCUUUAAAGUCUGUCCAAGUGAUUGUCCAGGCCCGACUUGGAGAAAAGAUCUGUACUCGAUCAUCAUCCUCGCCAACAGGCUCUGAUUGGUUCAACUUGGCAAUCAAAGACAUACCAGAAGUUACUCAUGAAGCAAAAAAAGCCCUGGCAGGACAGCUACCUGCUGUUGGAAGGUCAAUGUGUGUGGAAAUCUCACUCAAAACCUCUGAGGGGGAUUCCAUGGAGCUGGAAAUCUGGUGUUUAGAAAUGAACGAGAAGUGUGAUAAAGAAAUCAAAGUUUCCUACACUGUAUAUAACAGGCUGUCUCUGUUACUGAAGUCUUUGCUUGCCAUAACCAGGGUGACACCUGCCUACAGACUAUCAAGGAAACAGGGCCAUGAAUAUGUAAUAUUGUACAGGAUAUACUUUGGCGAAGUUCAGCUGAGUGGCUUGGGAGAAGGAUUUCAGACAGUCCGUGUUGGAACAGUGGGCACUCCAUUGGGCACCAUCACUUUGUCUUGUGCUUACAGAAUCAACCUGGCCUUCAUGUCAACCAGGCAGUUUGAGAGGACCCCACCUAUCAUGGGGAUUAUCAUUGAUCACUUUGUGGACCGUCCCUAUCCCAGCUCCUCACCCAUGCACCCCUGCAAUUACAGAACAGGUGGCGAGGAAACCACAGUAGCCUACCCAUCAGUAGAAGACUCCCAAGAAGUCUGUACCACCUCUUUCUCUACUUCUCCUCCAUCUCAGUGUGUUUUUACUGUUACUAAAGCACAUUUUCAGACUCCUCCUGUGGUGGUGGAUACCUUGAAGGGCCCUAUGAUGGGGCUGGCUUUUUCACAUCAACUCUCCAGCUCUCGUCUUUCUUAUCAGCCUGCAGCCCUGGGAGUUGGAUCCGCUGACCUGGGCUACCCAGUAGCCUUUGCUGGUGGCUUGAGUGCGGCACAUCCCCACCAGUUGAUUGUUCCAGGGAAGGAGGGUGGAGUGCCCCUGAUUCCCAGCCAGCCAGUGCAUGGCAGUCAGGCUGAGCAUGAGAGAAUGGUAAUGUGCACCCCAUUGGAGGGAGGCCAUUACUCUGUGGUUACUCCAUCUAGUAGUGAGGAUACAGAAACAAUAUCUAACAGCAGUGAAGGGAAAAGCAGUUCUCCACAUGAUCUCUUGGAGACUAUCUUUGUCAGGAAGGUGGGAGCCUUUGUCAACAAACCUAUCAAUCAGGUGACUAUGGCCAGUUUGGACAUUCCUUUUGCUAUGUUUGCUCCCAAGAAUAUUGAAUUGGAAGAUAAUGAUCCCAUGGUGAAUCCUCCUGAUUCCCCAGAAUUUGAAUCUCCUCUUCAAGGCAGUCUACAUUCGGUGGGCUCCAGUGGCAGCAGCGGUGGAAACAUCCAUGAUGAUUUUGUUAUGGUUGAUUUUAAACCAGCAUUUUCUAAAGAUGACAUUCUCCCAAUGGACCUAGGGACAUUUUACCGUGAAUUUCAGAAUCCUCCUCAACUUAGCAGCCUCUCAAUAGAUAUUGGGGCACAAUCCAUGGCAGAAGAUCUGGACUCGCUGCCGGAGAAACUGGCUGUCCACGAGAAAAAUGUCAAAGAGUUUGAUGCCUUUGUAGAGACGUUACAGUAAAGCUGCUCCUCUACUACAGCAGCAGUGAACUUCCUCUCGGACAUCCUGGAAGAGGGUGCCUAUAAAUUCUGCUUUCUUUAGUGUCUUGUUCUUCUUCCCCACCCUGUUCAUAUAAGCUCUGAUUGCUUUCUUAAGUCAGAUGCAGAUACAAUUCCAAGUGAUUUGGCAUUGGAAAGGGCAUAGCUUCUGUUCCUCCCGGUUUGGGGUUCAUGUCUAAUACAUAGUAUUAGGAAAUGAGAAGAUCAAGCUUUUUUCUCCUUUAGUUCUCUCAUCAGUGUAGAGAGAGAGACUGCAGUGCCUCUUCCUCCAUAUGUAUGGUUCUAGUAUUGAUUUUCACAGGGCCACAUUUAGUAAAACAAAUUAAAAAGAACAUUGAAUAUAAUAGUCCUGUGAGCCUUGGACAAUUGUCUGGUAUGAAUGCAAACACCAGUUCCGCAGAACUGGCCAGGCUCCUGUGAGUGCAGUUGUGACACAGAAGCAAGAGGCUAUUGUCUACUUCUAGUACCCUAAUCAAGACAGACAUAAUGCUGCAGAUAAGUGUUUGGAAACAGGAAGUGAGUGGGGCCUGUUUUCCUGCCUGAUGUUCAACUUGGAAUUAAUUCAUAAAAAGCUAAAAGGUGUUUUCCACAUCUUGCCUACUAACACAAUCCAAAUAAGGCCACAAACAGAAUCUGGGAUUUGAGGAAGAUUCAGUUCAUAGGCUCUGCCUAGAGUCAACAGUUGUAAAUAUGAAUUAGGAUCCUAAUUCUCUAGGGUUAUUUAAUUCGGGGUCUGUCUAAAGUUCCUUCCUUUCCCCACCUUAAAUUUUGCUGCUCUAUCAUAAAAUAAAUGAGAAAUAUUUAUUACUGUAAAGGAAACCUAUAUUUAAAGAAAAAUUGUAUGUGAUGUUUGUUACAUAGCCAUACAGGUUGCUCCAUCUUUUGUCACUUCAAGACUGCUGUACCGAACAACCUUAUCCCAUAGUAAAAGUACCCACCAUGGGAAAACCAGAACAAAAAUGGUUAUUCCAGAAAAGUGAUCCCUCCAGGGUCUUUGGUUUGCAUCCAGUGGAAAAUUUCUGCCAAUGACUGUUGGUGGGAGGCACUGUUUUUCAUCUCUCCCUUCAUGCUAUUGGCAGUCAUCUCCUGUCCCCCAGGAGCAGCAUUAUUGAGGCCAUAUUAGGCUUCAGUGGGAAGCAGAGAAACCCUGCUGCAUUGAUGGAAAUUUCUUCCAUCAGCAGAGAUUCUGCAUCGGAUCCAGCCCUUUAUUUCAACUCUGCCAUUUGGAAAUCUAUGACUGACAAAUAAUAUGCACAUGCUGGUGCAGCAGAGUUGCAGGCAGUUUCUAAAAAGCUUGUUUCUGACAUGUUUGUAAAAUAAGCUUGCUAUGACCUACAGUUAGCUAGAAAGUAUCUUGUUCAAGGAAGCACAUUUUUAAGAGGUUUGUGGCACUCUUUUUAAUCUGCUAGUUUUGGUUGGCUAAAAGUUUUAUUUUUGUAAUAGGCUUGCUGUUAAGCAAUGUGAUUGGCUGGCAUUGCAGAAUGUUUGAUCUGCCUGCUCUGUAUCCUUCACCAAAUGUGAGAUAGGGAAGAGAUAUGACCCUAAGCAUGAGCUCAGGGAUAAGUUGGACUCUGGGCACAAUCCUUUCUUCCCUUUCCCUAGCAAAAGCUAUCAAACCCCUUUCAGCCCUUCCAUACUCACGCCUAUUAACAUAGACUUUCUUAUGACUUGGACUUCUUUAGACUUGAAAGACUAUUGCAGCAUCCUGAUACAAACAGUGAGAUUUUAAUUUCCCCCACUACAUGGCUCAGUUCAUCAAGAUGAAAAAGGGUUUUGUUUGUGUUUUGUUUUUUUAAGAGAGAGGCAUUAUCUACUCAUGUAGCCUCUGGAGCAUUCUGCUCCCUGCUGCUACAUAGAAAUGAGCUUUGAAUUUUUGCCUUUUAGUUUGGUGAUGUUUUGUAUUGCCAGUUCUCAGACUGUAACAGGCUUCAGGCUUCUCUUAAGCAGAAUAAAGUGGUAUUUCAAAUUAUAUUUAAAACAGAUAAUGGAAAUGCUAUUACAUGGCACCCAAAGCACCCAUCUUUAAUAACUCACCGUCAAAUUCAGUUUCAAACCUAAGUAGCUGUCAUUACCAAGUGUGAUACCAACACUACUCUAAAAGGCUUUUAGUGAAUCUGCCAGAGAGAAAUGCUGCAAACCUGUUUGAUAAGUCUGCAUGCUUCUGGGGCCUUGACAAAUGCCUCAUCAUCAUAACCUGGCUGGAAUGUGAAUGCAAGAAAACUGUAUCCAUUCCCUGAUAGUUCAGAGAGGUGAAAGUUCUGGUUUAGACCUCAUCCUCAUCUAAGCAUAGUUCUGACAGCAGCCAGGGUACUCAUUCAGGACUUUAUGGAAUGUUGUGACAGCUGUAAGCUGGAAUGUUGUAAACUAGAUACAGGCAUACGUGCUGUAAGGAUCAAGUGAAGGCUGUAUCUUGUGCUGCCAAACUAGAUUGCUAUGUAUGUUACUUCGUCUUACUAGUCUGUCUUCCAAUAUCACAGCAUUGCCUCCGUAGUUCUGCCUUAUCUUCAUACCAAAAUGCUAUGACACAUGUUAGACACCACAACUGCUUGCCCAGAUGGUAUUCUAACUGCCCAGGCUGACAGCUGAAGCUCUCAGAGCAGAAUUACCCCCCAGGUACAACUGGUAGCAUUUAUUUCCAACACGUAUAAAUUUAUCUAUGCAUUCAGAACAUGAGAGUUGUAUGUAUUGCUUUCUAUGUGGUUUUCUGAAUGCUGGUACAUUGAUUGUUGUAAAUUAUUUUUCUGUUUUGCCUAGAUAAUGCAUUAGUUUAGCAGCCUAGAUCAGUCCUGCUGUAGAAGAGAUCCAGUUACUAUAGACAGAUAUUUUACUGACCACAUAAACCUAUUAGUGAGUUUAUAUGUAGCUGGUAACUUUAAAAUGCUUAGGGAGAAGGGUCCUAAACUACAUCUUUAGAAAUAAUUUCUAGAGUACAUCAACAUGUAUUCAUAUAACUUCCAAUAAAAUUUUAUGUAUACUAUUAA
Messenger RNA from Eublepharis macularius, 5397 nucleotides. It is a transcript of the gene ATG13, whose product is annotated as autophagy related 13. Gene Ontology annotation, cellular component: cytosol; extrinsic component of membrane; phagophore assembly site. Gene Ontology annotation, biological process: piecemeal microautophagy of the nucleus; mitophagy; protein localization to phagophore assembly site. The transcript has 18 exons. The coding region runs from base 723 to 2378 and encodes 551 amino acids. The record is from RefSeq and is a predicted model, not a curated record. Lineage: Eukaryota; Metazoa; Chordata; Lepidosauria; Squamata; Eublepharidae.